Molecule: messenger RNA, 789 nt
Organism: Alternaria conjuncta
Lineage: Eukaryota; Fungi; Ascomycota; Dothideomycetes; Pleosporales; Pleosporaceae
Exons: 2
Coding region: 1-789 (262 amino acids)
Source: RefSeq, a predicted model, not a curated record
AUGAAGAUCUCCGCCUUCAUCGCCUCCGCCAUCCUUGCCGCCUUGCCAGUUCCUGCCCCCGUCGCUCCACCCGCUGCUGAGGGAACGAGAUGGCCCGUUUGGGGGCGUGAUGCUGAAGCCGCUCCCGUCGCUGCACCCGCUGCUGAGGGAACGAGAAAGCCCGUUUGGGGACGCAACGCUGAAGCAGCACCCGCUGAAGCAACGCAUAAGCCCGUCUGGGGACGCAACGCUGAAGCAGCACCCGCUCCUAGCCCACAGAAGCAUAAGCCCGUCUGGGGACGCGCUCCUGAAGCUGGGAAGUGGGUGUAUCCCGGAACGAAGCCCGUUUGGGGUCGCAACGCUGAAGCAGCACCCGCUCCUGGCCCACCGAAGUGGGUGUAUCCCGGAACGAAGCCCGUUUGGGGACGCAACGCUGAAGCUGCUCCCGCUCCCAACCCACAGAAGCAUAAGCCCGUCUGGGGACGCGACGCUGAAGCUGCUCCCGCUCCUGGCCCACCGAAGUGGGUGUAUCCCGGAACGAAGCCUGUUUGGGGACGCAACGCUGAAGCUGCUCCCGCUCCCAACCCACAGAAGCAUAAGCCCGUUUGGGGACGCGAUGCUGAAGCUGCUCCCGCUCCUGACGCAGGGAGAAAGCCAGUUUGGGGGCGCGACGCUGAAGCUGCUCCCGCUCCUGACGCAGGGAGAAGGCCAGUUUGGGGGCGCAACGCUGAAGCUGCUCCCGCUCCUAACCCACAGGGUGGGCCCCUUUGGGACACCAAAGUUGGCGCGGCCGAAGACGAUGAGGAGUAA